AUGCCCCUUCGUCUUCUUCCCCCUCACCCAACCUUCCCCUAUCACUCUUCUCGUUCCUCCGCCGACUCCCUCUCCUUCCCACUCCCUCCGCUCCCUCUCCGUACCCCUCCCCUCCUCCACUCUCUCCCCCCCCACCCCCCUCCUCCCCGUCCCCUCUUCCUCCCCCCCUCUUCCUCCCCCCCUCCCACUCCGCCCCUUCCCCUCUUUCCUCUCUCCCCUCCCCCCCCCCCCCCCCCCCCCUCCUACGCCCACUUCCCCUCCCCCUUCCCGCCGCGCUCCCCCCCAACACAGGUCGGCAAGGACAAGCGCGCGCUGAAGCUGGCGAAGCGGAAGCUGGGCACCCACCGCCGCGCCAAGGUGAAGCGCGAGGAGAUGCAGACUGCUCUCCGCAAGAUGAGGUCCGCUCCCAAUCCACGUGGGAAGCACGUGUCAACCACGUGCCACAAGAUGAAUAUCGUGCGUAACCGUAUCGCGCGACUCGGAUCCGCGUCGCUUCAGUCCACGUCAGAGCCAGCUCUCCACGCCCGUCUGCUGACGUCACUCGCCGCCCCACUCGCCGCCGCCGCAUCCUCCGCCGUCUCUUCCGCCGCUGCGGCGGAAGCCGCCGGCGGAAGCGCAAGCACAGGCGCAGCCGCGGAGGUUCCGCCGAGCGCCGCCGCUUCCCCAGCGGCAGCCGCCGCGGGCGCAGCGGCUGGCGGAGCGGCGGGGGAGGCGGCGCAGGGGGGAUCCCGCGGAUCGCGGAAUCCGCUCCUGCGCGCAGCGCAAGCCGUAAUAGGCUCCGCCGUUCUGGGCGUUGGCGGAGGGUGCGCGUACGUGACCUAUGGUACGUCGCGAAGGCUUUCCCCAUCUCCGCUUUCCCCUUCUCUCCUUUCCCCUUCUCUCCUUUCCCCUUCUCUCCUUUCCCCUUCUCUCCUUUCCCCUUCUCUCCUUUCCCCGUUCUUUCCUUCUCGCUCCCCUUUCCCCUCCCCUCCUCCCAUUUCACUUCCUCUCACCCCACUUCCCCCGCUCCCCCUUCUCCCCCUUCUCCCCCUUUCCCCUCCGCUCACAGCGUAUGAGACAAAGGAUGUGAUUCAGUGGACCAAGGAAAAGAGAGAGGAGAUUCGCGAGAGACCUAAGGAGGGGCUGGAUGGAUUGAUGACCAAGGGGCUAAAUGCUGCUGUGGACGUGGCCCAAUGGUAUGUCGACACGCGGGCAGACCUGGAAGAGCGCAUUCAUAAGUUCAACCAGCCGGCAUCCGAUCGACUCCUCCCUGACCUCACACCCCAGGAAGCGCACGUGUACACGCUCGUGCUGGACCUAGAAGGAACCCUUGUGCAUUCUGAGUGGAAGAGGGACCGCGGGUGGCGCACGUUCAAGCGGCCGGGCGCAGAGGCGUUUCUCGAGCGAAUGGCGCAGUUCUUCGAGGUGGUGGUGUUCUCAGACCAGCUCAACCUGUCAGUUGACCCGAUUCUGGACCGGCUGGAUCAGAAGGGGUGCAUUCGCUACCGGCUCUACCGGGAUGGGACUCUCUACACUGACGGGAACUAUGUGCGGGACCUUUCAAAGCUCAACCGCGACCCAAACAAGGUCAUCUACAUCAGCUCUCUGCCAGAGUCGGACCUUUCAAAGCUCAACCGCGACCCCAACAAGGUCAUCUACAUCAGCUCUCUGCCAGAGUCCGUACUGCAGAAGGAGAACUUUAUCCCCCUAUUUGCCUGGAAGGACCUAUCCAAGCUGAACCGCGACCCCAACAAGGUUAUCUGCAUCAGCUCUCUGCCAUUCGUCCUCUUUCCCUGCUCCCAUCAGGACCUAUCCAAGCUCAACCGUGAUCCAAACAAGGUCAUCUACAUCAGCUCUCUGCCCGAGUCAGUGCUUCAGAAGGAGAAUCUCGUCCCUCUCUCUGCGUGGAAGGUCACGGGAGCAGACACUGCACUCCUAGACCUCCUCCCGUUCCUCGAAUGUGAGUGA
Molecule: messenger RNA, 1947 nt
Organism: Closterium sp. Naga37s-1
Lineage: Eukaryota; Viridiplantae; Streptophyta; Zygnematophyceae; Desmidiales; Closteriaceae
Source: the annotation of a GenBank genome assembly